This is a messenger RNA of Clonostachys solani, 1293 nucleotides long. The record is from the annotation of a GenBank genome assembly. Lineage: Eukaryota; Fungi; Ascomycota; Sordariomycetes; Hypocreales; Bionectriaceae.
AUGAGGCUGCUCCAGUUACAUCCCCAGAUACGCGCAGCAGCAAGAUGGAAAAACUCGCACACCAGAACAAUUUCCACCGCCAUCCACCAGCCCGAUCGUGUUCCGUGGAAUACUCUAGUGUCCAACUUGCAGUAUGACCCCCAGAUCGCGUGUAAAAAUGGGAGAGCAAACCUCAAGUUUCGCUUUCAGCACAACCAGGGUGAAUCGCUCAACUACUUUGUCGAUUCCUUGAUCCGGGCCAUCAAUGAGCAGGCAGACGAACUGCGCCGUACGUUUCCGGAAAACUAUGAAAUUCCAUCAUCCGAUGAUGUAGUAAUUAGCGAUGAAGUGACCAUGAGAAUCCUACCUCUCGUCCAUACCUGGCGUUCGCAUUGCUGGAACGGAAUUUCGGAUAAGCACGAAAUGGGAAUCACGAACGAUACCAUCGAUUCCGAGUUGUGUUCGCAUGCAGAGCACGACAAGGAUUGCAAAUGCGCAUUCCCUCUGGGGGAGAGGAAGAUGGCAGCGUUCCUCAGACAAUACGAGGAAAAUGAUUGUUAUUGCUUCAUGCAAGUAAACGGCGCGGCCUUUUUCAACCUCGAGAUCACCAAGACUCUUCUGAUACAGGGAGAAAUCGACACCAUUUUGAAAAUCUUUUCACAUCCAGAUGUUGACUAUUCUGAAUGGUGGAACCAGGCAGAAUGCCAUUGCAAUGCAUGCGAUUUCAACAUUGGCUUGGAUCAAAUGUAUGUCAUGGCUUUGAGAUCAUAUAUUACUCUCAAUGCACUGCUUCAUUUCCCCCAGCUGUGGAACCAUGGAUCAUCCCAUUUAGCAGAUACCAAUGACUAUCGGCAACUUUUCUCCUACCAAAAGAUGCUAAGGGAAGCCACGAAAACAAACCCGACGACAGAGGUGGCUACAUAUCCGCACAGGCAAUUCUUUGGUAUUACACAGCCCCAGUUCAAUGAUUUAACCAAGCUGAGAGAGCCAAGAGAAUGGGAGAUAUCCGCGAAGUCUGACACGCCCCUAAUGCUAGAAGUAGUUGGAGUACCUCGUCGACUGGUUGUGCCCCAUAAUCCCUUGAAUCCUAAGAACUUGUACGAGCUGCAGAUGUACCUUGAGUAUUGCUGGGGUCUGGUUCUGAGAUGCGUCCUACUAGACCGAGCACAGGAUCUCAGCUUUGGAGAUGAGAUUGAUAAGAUCACUCAGCUAGUGAACGAUCUGGGCUCAUGUGGUUGUUGCGGAGGCACAAGUGCUAUAAAAUACGGGCCAUAUGGGGGGCCAUCGCAAAGAUGGAUGCAUAGGUUCAUAUAA